AUGGGGCCUGACGUGGUUGAGUCGUCCGGUACACCGCUGGUUAGUGCCAACGGCGCGGAGAACACACUGGACGGCAACACGGCUACCUACUGGGCUCCAUCCCCGGCCGGCGGGUCCCACGGCACCGUACUGUACGACCUGCGCCAGCCGUACUGGGUCUACUACAUCAGGGUAAUCAACUUUGGCGACGGGGCUCAUUACGUCACUUCCUUUAUCCUGGAAUCGUCUGAAACUGGUCAGGACUACACGACCGCUGCAAACUUCACAUUUACCCAGGAUGCUCCUGUGGGUGUAUUUGAUGGGUUUUUCGCCAGAGGGCGCUAUUGGAGGUUUACUGUGACUGGUGUCGUGGGUGGGAGUGAACCAUGGGUGGCAGGAAUACAACUUUAUGGUACCCCAGGGUGGGUCCGGCCGUUGGGCUGCUGGACAGACAGUUCCUCCCGAGCAAUCCAGCCGCUGGAGGGGACGGAUCCGCUUCUUUCCGAUGCCUACGGGAGCCGGCAGCAGGCUCUGUACAAGUGUUACACCGUCUCCAGAAGUCUGGGCUACGAUGUGUUUGCUUUGCAGGCCGGCGGGUGGUGCGCCUCUACUGCCACCGCCCGGGAGACCUACCAGAUGUACGGGGCAUCCUCAGCCUGCCAGGCGGACGGAGAGGGAGGAGGCUGGGCGAAUGAAGUCUACGAAAUCAUCGAUGAAGACCACAACCCGUACAGGUCAUCAUUCCUGUCCAACGAUAGGAUGUUUCAGUGUGGAAACGACCCGACAGUGUUCGCCCUUUCGGGGGAAAAUGGAAGCAUUGGACACAUGUUGAGCCCAAACCACGGCAGCGGCAGGUAUCUAAGAAACAGCGCGUGUAGUUGGAUCAUCGACGCCGGCGAAACUGGGCCAAUUUCCCUAAACUUCACCGAGUUUAGCCUCGAAAACAGCACUGAGUGUUCCAACGACUAUGUGGCUGUUUACGAUGGUCCAGGCGUGUCGUCACAGUUGCUGGGGAAAUUUUGCGGCGACGAGGAACCAGGACUGAUGAAUUCAACGGCUCAGUAUUUGUUCGUCGUCUUCAGAUCUGAUGAUUCGUUGGAAUUCCAAGGAUUUCUGGCGGAUAUCAUUGUCACUGCAGGAAUGGCAAAGACUAUCCCAGAAUGUUAUCCAAAUAUCACCCUUGCCGGAGGAGGACCGACCAUGGACCAAGCCUUAGCAGUUGAAAGACCGGUGCCCUUUGCCAUCCAAGCUCUUACUCACGUCACAUGCAAUGAGACAUACACCAUAGAGUUUCAGUGGAUGGUCUAUUCCCACGUUGAUGGUUCGCUUCAGUUGACUAAUAUAAGCGUGCCAACAAUUUACCAAGAAAUCUUCAUACCAAAAAAUACCCUCGGCCCUGGCUUGUUCAGAUUUGAUUUGAACGCGACAGUCGUGAUAGAGCGAACUGGUGCGAGAAAUUCUCUUGUAGGAACACAGUGGGUGGAGGUAAUGUUGUCACCGUUGCUUUCGUCCAUCGUGGGCGGGGCCGCCAGAGCCGUGAGCCGAGGGGAAGACUUGGUGCUCAACGCUUCGGCAUACGACCCCAACAGGAUUGUAACAAACUCAGCAGAUUUCAACUUCACCUGGAGUUGCUUGGAAGACGCCGGCCGUCCGUGCGGUAUAUUCGCGGACGGAGGGCGGAGGUCGCACUACAGGGUCCCGCAGGCGUCGCUACCGGUCUCCUCCAACGUCUUCAACAUUUCAGUAUCAUCAACGUCCGGCCAACAAACAUCCUCACCCUUCCAGCAGAGAGUUGAGCUGAGGAACGGGACAGUGCUGGAGGUCGACAUCAUCGGCUGCAACCAGAGGGAUAACCCGUCCGAACGUCUGGUGCUGCUGGCAUCAUGUAGGAACUGCCCGCUGUCCACAGAGUACCGAUGGUCGCUUCUAGACCAUCCAGCUGGUGUUCAGAUGGAGGGGGAAGACUGGAGUGGCCUUCUCUCUACCACCAGCACAUCACCCAGUCUUGUUCUACAAGCUAAUUCUUUUAAGAUUCCAGGGUCAUACAGGAUUCGCUUGGAUGUAACUGCUUCUAGUGAAGCCCGUGGGUUUGUUGAGUGCGACGUCAAUAUGGACAGUGCGCCCGAGAGCGGAACUUGUGCCGUUCAGCCAACGCCUGACAACAAGGAAUUUUCUGUAGUGUGUGAAGGAUUCAGUGAUACGGACACACCACUGACGUAUUCACUUUAUCAGGAGCCCGCUUUUCCCGCCGGAUUUCCGCAGUUUCUGCUCAGCUGGCCGGAUGGCCGACUGCCUGCAAUGCCACUGCCCGUGGGUUUGCCGUCUACCAACUUCACGUACAACUUGGAAGUCCAUGUCUCUAACGCACGUGGAGCUACUGUUAUCUCCAACACUAUGCCAGUUCAGGUUCCGUUGCCAACUGAAGAAGAAAUAUCCUUCCUACUUGGUAACUUGAGCAGCACUCUUGACACGCUGAUAGACACCGGCGACACGAGAGAAGUCCUGAACCUCGUCCAUCGUGUCAGCUCUAUCCUCAACGCAAACACACCCAAUGGUCAAAUGAAAGAAACCGCUGCAGAGGCGAGGAGAACUAUGGCGAGACAGGUGCAGGUUGUAGCUGGGCAGCUGCAAACUUUGGCAGGCUACAGAAAGCUUGCCAGUGUGCUUGCUGCGCUGACAGCGGUUGGAGACCAGAUGACAGCUGAUUUACAGAAAUGGUUGCUCUAA
Molecule: messenger RNA, 2706 nt
Organism: Branchiostoma belcheri (Belcher's lancelet)
Lineage: Eukaryota; Metazoa; Chordata; Leptocardii; Amphioxiformes; Branchiostomatidae
Product: sperm receptor for egg jelly-like
Exons: 13
Coding region: 1-2706 (901 amino acids)
Source: RefSeq, a predicted model, not a curated record